AUGAUGGAUGCAAGAAAUCUCACAGCAAAUUGUUCUUUUUCGGAAUCAUCUCAGCCACAACCAUCUCCCACACAUGGUGUCCAUGAACAGAGAUUUCAAUUGUUAUCUCAAAAUUUCGAAGAACGAUUGAAAUACUAUUCCGAGAAUGGAUAUUUAAAGCCUUGCGUUGAGUUUCUUAAAGAUUUGCAUCAUGGAGGUCAUAGUCUUUAUUUGAUUAUGGAAGAUACUCAAGUGGAAACGCACCAUGCCUUUUCCAUUGGUGUGCAUUAUUGGUAUCCUGAAUGUCCUGAAAUUCUCAUGUCCAUGGAUAAGGUUGGCGAAUUGGGUACAAAGUUCAUGUACUCGCUAUUUGGAAACAUCAUGAAUCAUUUGGCCGAAAUUGUCAAACGCAAUCCAAAGACGAUCCAAGCUGGCACGAAAGUAAAACAGGUGUUGCCAUUCAUCUCAAACGAUUCUUUGGUAUUUGACGAAAUCACACCUGAAGAAAGUAAACAGCAUUUAGGAACUGCGAAUUGGUUUUACAUUAACUUUGCGGAUUGUUUUGAAUUUCCAUGUUUGAAAUUACAUUUGGGUGAAAAUGAAGUGUAUGAAUUGUUAAUGUCACUUCCUAAAAUCAUUAUGGAACAACAACUAAACUCAUUCUUGAAUCAAGUGUAUGAACAAGAGUCCAAUGUAGUUUAUUUGAAACAUGGUCCAGUAAGCACAAUUCCUGAUAUUCAAUUAGCAUCCAAUAGCACUUUCUUUGAUCUUUUCAAGGAUACUAUGAUCGUGUCAGAGAGCGAGUUUGAAAAUAAGACUGUUGUGAGCUCUUUGGAAGAGCUGAAUCGUGCUGCAGGAGCAUGCACUUUAGAAAAACUGAAAAUACUCAUUAAGGACAAUCCCUCUUUUAAUAUUGUGAAUAAGAAGGCCUUCGAGUAUGCCAUGUGGAACCAUAAAGUAGACACUAUGCAGUAUCUCCUACAGCAAGGUUUAAAUGUACAAGGUGAUGGUAAUGAACGAACCCUAUUGAUGGAUGCUGUACAAUAUGGACAUGAAGAAGCUGUACAGAUUCUUCUCCAAGCACACGCUCCUCUUGAUGAUCGAGAUUGUGAAAACUGGACAUGCCUCUCUAUUGCUUCAAGGGCUGUUUUACACAGGGAUAUGGAUCUCGCAAAGAGAAUUUUGAACAUGCUGUGGGAAAGUGGAGCAAGAGAAAUGUAA
Molecule: messenger RNA, 1200 nt
Organism: Naegleria fowleri
Lineage: Eukaryota; Heterolobosea; Eutetramitea; Acrasida; Naegleriidae
Exons: 1
Coding region: 1-1200 (399 amino acids)
Molecular function (GO): protein binding
Source: RefSeq, a predicted model, not a curated record